Messenger RNA from Sceloporus undulatus (fence lizard), 1531 nucleotides. Its product is annotated as zinc finger protein 253-like. The transcript has a single exon. The annotation marks the transcript as partial. NCBI's taxonomy places the organism in Eukaryota, Metazoa, Chordata, Lepidosauria, Squamata, Phrynosomatidae. Gene Ontology annotation, cellular component: nucleus. Gene Ontology annotation, molecular function: DNA-binding transcription factor activity, RNA polymerase II-specific; RNA polymerase II cis-regulatory region sequence-specific DNA binding. Gene Ontology annotation, biological process: central nervous system development; regulation of transcription by RNA polymerase II. The record is from RefSeq and is a predicted model, not a curated record.
AUAUCCAGAGGAGGGGACCAAAAUGGUGAAAGCUAUGGAAACCAUGCCCAUUUAGGAAUGACAUAGAAAGCUGGUAAUGUUUAGCCUGGAGAAGAGGAGGUUAAGGGGUGAUAUGAUAGUCCUGUUUAAAUAUUUGAUGGCAUACUGAAGAUGGAGCAAGUAUGUUUUAUGCAACUCUAGAGAGUACAACGUGAAGCAAUGGAUUCUUUUUUAACAUUAGGAUGAGCGUCUUAACAGUAAGAGCUGUUCAGUAGUGGUGGAACAGUUGGAGAUAUGUGAUUUUGAACUCUGCUGUUGGGAUGCCAGUUGUGAAACAGUUGGUCUGUAGCCUCCGGAUGGGUUUUUUACGUCACACGGCUGCCUCACCUCUCCCACAGCUGAGUUAAUUGAGUAUGAACUUUUUGUGCACUUUGAACUGAGUUUACAGCAACUGAGGGAAAGUGGGAGGGGAGUAGGAGAAAUAAACUUUUGGAGUUGUAUUUUUCUUUCAAUCAGGAAAGGAUCGGGAAAAGGAAAAUUUUAUGAAGUCACCUUUGGUGUUAUAAGAAACAAGAAAGCAUCUUGUGGAGACAGAGGAGUCUGGAAAUCACAAGUGUCAAAAACAAUGAGAAACCUGUCAAAGAUAAAGAACAACUAAUCUUCUGCUUCUCUUAGUGCAGAUAUUUUUCAACACUUGACCUCAUAGUAAAAUCACAAAGGGAAAGGAAAAGUGAAGUGUUUAGCCUAUGAGAAAAUACUGAAAAAUAAAUUGCAUUUAAGAGUCCACAUCACAGUCCAAAUGGGGGACAAAUCAUACAGAUGCACGGAAUGUGGAAAGAGCUUUCAUGUCAGUGGAAACUUGAAAGUACAUCAAAGAACCCACACAGGUGAGAAGCCAUAUAUAUGCAUGGAAUGUGGAAAGAGCUUCACUGUCAGUGGAAACUUGAAAGUACACCAAAGAACCCACACAGGGGAGAAGCCAUAUAAAUGCAUGGAAUGUGGAAAGAGCUUCUCUCUUGAUCACAGUUUACUUUCACACCAAAGAAUUCACACAGGGGAAAAGCCAUAUAAAUGCAUGGAAUGUGGAAAGAGCUUCAAUCAGAGUAGAAAUCUAUGGUCACAUAAAAAAAUUCAUGCAGAGGAGAAACCAUAUAAAUGCACAGAUUGUGGAAAGAGCUUCUUUUAUAGGCACAAUUUGCGUUUGCAUCAAAGAACCCACACAGGGGAGAAACCGUAUAAAUGUACAGAAUGUGGGGAAAGCUUCAGUAUGAGCAGUAGUGUCACUACACAUCGAAGAAUCCACACGGGGGAGAAACCAUAUGAAUGCAAGGAAUGUGGAAAGAGCUUCCGUGUUAAUGGAGCUCUGACAGCUCACAAAACAACCCAUACAGGAGAGAAACCAUAUAAAUGCUUGAAUUGUGGAAAGAGCUUCAGUAGGAAUGAACAUCUCCGUGCACAUCGGAGGACCCACACGGGGGAGAAACCAUAUAAAUGCAUAGAAUGUGGAAUGAGCUUCAGUGAUAGUGGCUCAUAUAGAAAACAUCAAAGAAUU